AGAAGCACUAAUGGAGAAGGACAUCAACGGCUGCCAGGAUGGGGCGAAGACAGAGCCAAGCGCCAGGCUGGGCACCGAGGGGACAGAGACACAGCUGGACGAUUUUGUGGGUCCUCACCCUGACUACAAUGAGGAGGAAGAAGAGCAGAAGUACUUUCGCCGCAAACGCCUCGGUGUCAUCAAGAACGUGGUGGCUGCCAGCCUGGCUGGCACCCUCACUUACAGCGUCUACCUGGGUCUGCUGCAGAUGCAGCUGAUCCUUCACUAUGACGAGACCUACCGGGAGGUGAAGUACAGCAAUAUCCGGUUGGAGGACAUUGACCGCAAGGUGCUGAUGGGCAUCAAUGUCACACCCGUGGCAGCACUGCUCUACACACCCAUCCUCAUCAGGUUCUUUGGCACCAAGUGGGCCAUGUUCCUGGCAAUUGGCAUCUACGCCCUCUUCGUCUCCAGCAACUACUGGGAGCGCUACUACACGCUGGUGCCCUCUGCAGUGGCCAUUGGCAUGGUGAUCGUGCCCCUCUGGGCCUCCAUGGGCACCUACAUCAUGCGGAUGGCCCAGAAGUACUACGAGUACAUUAACUACAAGGAGGAGCAGGAGAAGGAGAAGCAGCGGGCACCACGGGACGCCUGCAAUGCCUACAUCAUCAUCUUCCAGACCAUCUUUUACUCCUGCUUCCACUUGAGCUUUGUCUGCGCUCAGAUGCCCAUGGUCUUCUUCCUCAACAACUACCUCUACCAACUCAACCACACGCUCUUUGCAGUGAGGCACUGCGGGACCCUGAGCCACGGCACGCUGCCUGGUUUCAACAAGACGGUGCUGCAGAGCCUUCCCCGCAGCGUCAACCUCAUCAUCGUGGAGAGCGCCUUGAUGGCCGCCGCCUUCCUCGCCAUGCUGGUGGUGCUGGUGCUGUGCGGCGCGGCGUACCGGCCCAUGGAGGAGAUCGACAUGCGCAGCAUCGGCUGGGGCAACAUCUUCCAGCUGCCCUUCAAGCACAUGCGGGACUAUCGCCUGCGGCACCUCUUCCCACUGUUCAUCUACAGUGGCUUCGAGGUGCUCUUUGUCUGCACGGGAUUUUCCCUGAACUACGGCGUGUGUGCCCUCGGGCUGGAGAGGCUGGCGUAUCUUCUCAUGGCCUACGGCUUCUCCGCCUCGGUGUGCUCCAGCCUGGCCCUGUGCAUGCUGCGCCUGCGCCGGCACAUCCCGCUCCUGGCUGGAGCCCUCAUCCACGCUGUGCUCCUGGUGACGCUCUUCUGCUGGGCGCCGGAGCCCCGGUACCUGGCGCAGGCACCGCUGCUCUACAGCAUUGCCGCGCUCUGGGGCACCGGCAGCGCCCUCAACAAGACCGGAAUCAGCAUCCUCCUGGGGAUGUUGUACAAGAAAAAGGAGCGCCAAGACUUCAUCUUCACCAUCUACCAUUGGUGGCAGGCCCUGGCUAUCUUCGCCGUCUACCUGUGGUCGGGGCUGCCCAUGAAGGCCAAGCUGUCCAUCAUGCUGCUGACGCUGGUGGUGGCGGUGGGAACAUACCUGUGGAUGGAACGGAAGGUGGCGUGGAACAUGGAAGUGCGGCUGCCCCGCAUCCCACGCCCACGCCACAAAACACGUGGAUACCGCUACCUGGAGGACAACUCGGAUGAGACUGGCUCUGACGGUGACGGGGACAAGGAGGAUGAUGACAGGCACCCAACUGAGGCCACCAGGGAGGACGAGCUGCCAAAAGAGGACGGGGAGCUGCUGGGAUAGGGAGAGCCUGUCCUGGGCCUGCUCUUGGUACCUGAGGGGGUUCCACAGCUCCCCCCGGUGGGCCCAAAAUUCUACAAACCCCCUCAGGUCAGGCUUGCAGCCCCCAAGCUAAGCCUAAAGCCCCCAGGCAGCCCAGAUCCCCCCACAUUGGCUGAAGGACCCCCACUGGCCCAUGGAUCCCCUAGGUCAGGUCCAGAACCUCCAGAUUGAUCUACAGCCCCCAGCUUGUGGUACAGACCCCAGACAGGCCCAUAGCCCCCCAAAUUAUGAUGUAGCUGCUCAGGUCAGACCUGCAGGCCCCGAUGCCAGCCCCAGAGCCCC
Molecule: messenger RNA, 2065 nt
Organism: Zonotrichia leucophrys gambelii
Lineage: Eukaryota; Metazoa; Chordata; Aves; Passeriformes; Passerellidae
Gene: UNC93B1
Product: unc-93 homolog B1, TLR signaling regulator
Exons: 11
Coding region: 11-1744 (577 amino acids)
Biological process (GO): toll-like receptor 9 signaling pathway; toll-like receptor 7 signaling pathway; toll-like receptor 3 signaling pathway
Cellular component (GO): endosome; lysosome
Molecular function (GO): Toll-like receptor binding
Source: RefSeq, a predicted model, not a curated record